This is a messenger RNA of Sinocyclocheilus grahami, 1483 nucleotides long. Its product is annotated as serine/threonine-protein kinase 24-like. Gene Ontology annotation, molecular function: ATP binding; protein serine/threonine kinase activity. Gene Ontology annotation, cellular component: cytoplasm; Golgi apparatus. The transcript has 11 exons. Gene Ontology annotation, biological process: negative regulation of cell migration; protein phosphorylation. The coding region runs from base 17 to 1270 and encodes 417 amino acids. NCBI's taxonomy places the organism in Eukaryota, Metazoa, Chordata, Actinopteri, Cypriniformes, Cyprinidae. The record is from RefSeq and is a predicted model, not a curated record.
AGCAGCAGCCAUAGUCAUGGACACUGAAGGAUCAAAGAAUUUAAAAGUUGACCCGGAGAAGCUGCUCACCAAGCUAGAGAGGAUUGGGAAGGGAUCGUUUGGAGAGGUCUUUAAAGGCAUUGACCAUCACACGCAACAGAAGGUCGCUAUAAAGAUUAUUGACCUGGAGGAGGCUGAAGAUGAAGUGGAAGACAUCCAACAGGAGAUCACAGUCCUCAGCCAGUGCGACAGCCCCUUCAUCACUAAAUACUAUGGCUCUUAUCUGAAGGACACAAAACUGUGGAUCAUCAUGGAAUAUUUAGGAGGGGGUUCUGCUCUGGAUUUGCUGGGACCUGGACCUCUUGAUGAGUCCCAUAUCGCCACCAUCAUCAGAGAGAUCCUGAAAGGUCUGGAUUACCUGCACUCUAAAAAGAAAAUUCACAGAGAUAUUAAAGCUGCUAACGUCCUGUUGUCAGAGCAGGGUGAUGUGAAGCUAGCUGAUUUUGGUGUGGCCGGGCAGCUCACAGACACACAGAUCAAGAGGAACACGUUUGUGGGCACUCCAUUCUGGAUGGCACCAGAGGUCAUUAAACAGUCAGAGUAUGACUCAAAGGCAGAUAUCUGGUCAUUGGGCAUAACAGCAAUCGAGCUAGCAAAAGGAGAGCCGCCCCACUCUGAUCUUCACCCCAUGAAGGUGUUAUUUCUCAUCCCUAAGGAAAACUCACCCACACUGGAGGGAAACCACAACAAAGCUCUCAAAGAAUUCGUAGAUGCCUGUCUCAAUAAAGACCCCAACUUUAGGCCAACAGCUAAAGAGCUUUUGAAACACAAAUUUAUCAUUCGAUAUGCCAAGAAGCCAUCAUUCCUGAUGGAUCUUAUCGACAAGUACAAGAGAUGGAAAGAAAAACAGGCCCGCGAUGAGUCCAGCUCUGAUUCCGAAUUAGAUGACGGUGAAGCAUCUGGAGAGUCUGUGACUGAUGACUGGAUCUUUGGCACUGUCAUAGGACAUAAGCCCACAGUGAAACGGAAUGAAGUCGUAAAAAAAGAAGAAUUACACAAAGAGGUUCCAGACAGUGCAAAGAAUCCUCCGCCCAAGAGCAAAGAGUCCAAGUCCUCUAUUAUUUUACCAUUGUUUGCAGAGCUGAAGCAGAAGCAAGGUGUUUAUAAGCCGGCGGUGUUAGAGGAGCUGAAGCAGGCCAUGCUCCUGGCUGAAGAGACAUGUCCCGGGAUCACUGACUCAAUGGUGACGGGGGUGGUUCAGCGAUUAAAGAGGUUUUCGUCUCAACACUGACUGACUCUUAGUGCCUCUGCAUGAAGACUCUUUCUUCUGUGGGUGUCUGUAUUAUGUAUUUUCUGCUGUUUUAUUAUGGCGGGAUUGUGAAUAAGCCAUUUACAAUCCCAGUUACUAGCUGUCUGUACAUAAGUGUAGAAUGUGGACUGGAUUUGUUUAAGGACCCCAUGGAAUAAUUUGAUAAUUUAAGUUUUCCUCAAUUCCUGUAAGAGA